This is a messenger RNA of Helobdella robusta, 1452 nucleotides long. RefSeq lists its product as hypothetical. Bases 1 to 1452 code for a protein of 483 amino acids. The record is from RefSeq and is a predicted model, not a curated record. NCBI's taxonomy places the organism in Eukaryota, Metazoa, Annelida, Clitellata, Rhynchobdellida, Glossiphoniidae. The transcript has 6 exons.
AUGACAACUGCAGAGAUUAACCACAUAAACAACAACAAAGUAGACAACAACAUAGAAAACAACAUAGACAAUAACAACAUAGACAACAACAACAUUAACAACAACAACAACAACAUAGACAACAACAACAUUAACAACAACAACAUUAACAACAACAACAUAGACAACAACAUAGAUAACAGCAACAACAACAACACCGACAACAUCAUCAACAACAUCAUCAACAACAGCAACAACAAUGACGCCAACGAGACUAAAAUAAAAAUUCCACUCGCGAUGAAAAAGACUCUCAUUCAAUGGAAGCCGGGUGUCAAGGUCACGAGCCCUGAUGACGAUAGAGGGAGGAUGAAGUUUAUAUUUGAAACUGUUCAAGAUCCACCAGGCAAAGAAAGCAAAGAAAAAGAGUGGGAAAGACAUAGAGCACUACGGACAACCUUCCAGUUGCCAAAAACGGUCACUCCUGGCCCGGCGCAUUACAAUGUCAUCCAGUGCCCACUUCCACGCAAGACAAACGCCUGUGAUUAUUGUCAGGGCUCCAUGAGUUCGAAGACAGUGAGAUUCAAAUCCUUAUGUGACGUCAUACCGACCCCCGGGCCAUGUGACUAUGACGUCGACUUGUCAGUUUUGAAGAAUAGAAGAGAUUUCAAUUUGGUCAGCUCUCUUCUCAAUCCCGUACUCUAUGGAAAAGAGCCCAGUUGUGAACCAACAUCACCCGCGCCAAACCAGUACAACAUCCUUGAAAACAAGUGCUGCUACUGGAGGACGUUUCAUUCGUUAUUCGCACGAAAUGCAUGCAAAGGUAGGAAGAAACAACUCGAGAUCGGGGAUGCAAGUACCAACUCGGGGAUGAACCAUCCAUCCCCAAACGAGUACAGCAUUAAAGAUGACGUCAUCCACAAAUCUGUCUGCCAGGUGGCCAACGCAUCCUUCCGCUCCAAAGUUCAGACGUUGGACGGCCUGAUAAAACAAACGAAGAUAAAGGCUUACACGCCGGCUCCUGACUACUACCACAACGACUACAACUUCCGGAAUGAGAGGAAUAGAAGAUAUUUAAGAAUCACUAAACAAAAUUUCUGUCCGGAUGUUGUGGCGAAUUCUGCAACUUUUAUGCCAAAUAUGGGCUUCAGUCGGAUGACAGCAGAGGCAAAUGGUGACGGUGGAGCCCUCUUCGUGGGCAGAACUCUGGUCAGGUACCCGAAAUCUAGCAACUUCAAAGCCGCUGUGUAUCAAGUGCCGGGCCCAGGCGCCUACAACGCAUUCAACAAAAACGAUCACAAAUGCAGCCAGUUCAACAACAAAUCAACGAAAGUGACUUUCAAACCACAGCUCUGUGAGACAUUCCUACGAAGGAUUCGAACCCAGGCUCUCGCACCCAACCUAUACAGGCCUGAAAUUCCUGGCAAGAAGUCCUUCCACUAUCCUACCAAAAAGGUCUUUUUGUCGAUGGUUUGA